GCGAACCUCUCGUCGCCAGCGCGCACCUUCUAUACAGCGACCUUGCACCACACACACAUAUAAAUCAUACCGGGAUGGUAGGUAAUGACAGCAGUUGUCAACCGGUGAGUAGAGAAGAAAAAGAAUCAAAGCAGAAGCGAUAGUGAGUUUGCUAAAAUUGAUCCACUCCAAGUUCUAAUUAAUUGAUUAGUUUUUCUUCAAAAUUUGAAUAUUUUCUCGAUCAGUGUUUAAACCUUAGACCAGGUACAUUAAAGGUCCUAAGCACCAGCAGAUCAGUUGAGCAUAACCAUACACCUGAAUUGCAUUUAUGCAUCAACUGCAUCGGUAAGGAAUUAUAAGUAGAAUUUCUUCAAUCGCUAAUUAUGAACCUAAAAUCUAGUUUCCCGAGCCAGUGCCAACCCGACAUUGCAGACUACGACUAAAUUCGACUAGAAAAGGGACUAAACGUAAGUGACUUAGGCUAAGACAAUCAUUGACAUGCACAAAUCUACUUAACUUAAGCUAAACCCCAAAACUGCGUACGCAAAACGUAAGACUAAUAAUGUAUCUUUGUAUGAACUACUGUUACCCUCCAGGAAAAUUAUAACCUACCGAAUUACGACGUGAAGUUUCUGCGUUUCAUUCAACGGUGGUUAUAUUUACGGAAAUUAACCCUUGCAGUACCAGUACUUGUUGGUUCGGAAAACCAACAAAUUAUAAUUUUCGUUUAACAAAUAGAAAAUGUCGAGUCGCGAAGGUCACGGUUCCGGGAAGAAUGUCAAGGUGCCGAAAAAGAGUAAAAGCUCGAAAACAAGAUCUGAUGAAGUGGUUAAUAGUGGUGAUGUUUCAAUAGUGGUCACGGGAGUUCCGGAAGAAGUAUCAGUGGUGGAUCGUACAUUGGCUGGUCGGACUUGCAAAUCAUGCAAGGGUCCCGAUAGCGACGAGAUGGUGCAGUGUGACAAUUGCGACAAGUGGCAUCACUUUGGCUGCGUUGGAGUCACGGAGGAAGUAGCGGAUCACAGUUGGAGCUGUCCAAAGUGCGUGUCAGCAAAAUGGGCUCAGCGAUCAGGAUCCACUUCCAGUAAGCAGGUUAAGCCAGUAAGUGAUGCUAAGGACAGCACGGAUACACAAGAGCCACAGACGUCAAAAGGACCAAAUGCAAAAGAUCAGCGAAGUUCCGCAACAAGUGUCGUCGGAAAUAGGAAGGAUGUUACAGCCAUGCAGGAUAUGAACAUACAGAGAAGCGAGGAAGGACAGCAGACCGGUGACAAAGAAGUGAACAUCAGUGUAGUAUCAAGUGCCGGGUCGUCUGCGUCAUCACGCAGGUCUUCAAGAACACUUUUGAAACUUCAAAUGCAGAAAUUGGAAGAGGAGCAAAGAUUAGCUAAACAAUUUCUGGAAAGAAAGUACGCUCUAUUGGAAGAGGCAGUCAGCGAGAGGAGUAGUAGGACGAGUUCCAAAGCGAGUUCCAGAGCGAGUGCCAGCCUAAGCCGAGUGCGCGAUUGGGUGCACGGCAACCGGGAGGAGAGCGUGCCGAAUUACCCCGAUAUGUUUGAACCAGAACGACAUUCUACGCAACAUCCGAGUGCUUUAGCAAGCGUGAAUCACCUGGCUGUACCAAGAGAGGAUCAAUUUUCUUCGCGGCGGGAUCAACUGACAAACGGGAGAACCUUUUCGGUAAGAGCGAUAUCUAGCGGCAUCGUUGACCAAGCUAGCGCAGCUGUGGAAGUUUGCGGUCGUCAACGUACAACGACCAAUGGAGCAAUGUAUGCGUCUUCGCGAGGCCAACCCGUUCCAGUCACAAGUGCAAUGAGAGAUCAUUUCGUUUCCGAGCAAAUUCCACUCCGCCCGUCAUUUUCUAGAAGAGAACCAACAGCUGAAGAAGAUUUUGACGAUCCAUGCCCGCUCACCAAAAAGCAGCUAGCUGCUCGACAAGCUAUAUCAAAGGACGUGCCGAGCUUUUCAGGAAACCCGGAAGAAUGGCCCAUAUUUUUCUCCUCGUAUACCAACACAACAGCCAUGUGUGGGUUUACCGAUGCGGAGAAUGCAGUUCGACUACAAAGAAGUUUGACUGGAAAAGCGUAUGACACGGUGAAGAAUCGCUUAAUGCACCCAUCGAACGUGAAAAGUGUCAUCGAUACUCUGCGUAUGAGGUUUGGUCAGCCGGAAGCUAUCGUCCACUCGCUCAUCGCGAAGAUUACAGCCCUACCGUCGCCAAGAGAGGACAAACUGGAAACGUUAAUGGACUUCGCCGUGGAAGUUCAGAACUUUUGCGCCAUUGUAGAUGCCUGCGCAUUGGAAGAACAUAUGUACAACGUUUCGUUGCUGCAUCAACUCGUCUGCAGGUUGCCGCCUUCAAUAAAGCUUGACUGGGCCCGAUAUCGCUAUACCCUACCUCGAGUUAACCUAGCAACUUUCGGAAACUGGAUCUAUUCCUUAGCCGAAGCAGCCAGCACUGUAACCAUUCCAACAAUUCAAGAAUCCAAGCACACCCGGAACGAGUCACGCCCGACCAAGAAAAGUAGCGGGUUCUUGAAUGCGCAUCUGGAAUCGAAUGAAGCGGACCUGCAACCAGAAAUGGACAGCAUACAAAACAACAACGCUGAAUGCCCGGUUUGCAAAUCCAAUUGUAAAACACUGGGAAAAUGCAAACAGUUUCUGGAAUUAACCAGAGAUUCUCGAUGGGCCGUAGUACGUGAUUUCAAUCUGUGUCGUCGUUGCCUAGAGAAACACUUUGGACGGUGUACAGCUAAAGUAUGCGGCAAGAAUGGCUGUACACGUAAACACCAUGAGCUACUCCAUAACGAAAACCAAAAGGCGAAAGACGUGGAUCCGAAGGACAACAAUCGUCGAGAAAAUCAGCAAGAGACAGAUUCUAUGCGGCACGAAUGCAACAGUCAUCGCUCCAGCUCCAGUAGUUCUCUCUUUCGUUAUCUCCCAGUAACGCUCCAUGGAAAAGGCGGACGCAUCGAAACGUUCGCUUUUUUGGACGAAGGUUCCAAACUAACCCUGAUGGAUAAAGAUCUCGCCGAUGAACUUGAAUUGGAUGGAGUUGAAAGUCCACUGCAUCUUCGAUGGACUGGCGGCACCGAGAGGUGUGAGAAAGAUUCCCGCGUCAUCACUGUAUCGAUUGCAGGCAAGUACGAUGGAGCAAAACGGUUUAAACUGGAUGAAGUGAGAACGGUGAAGGGGCUCCAGCUACCACGUCAAUCCCUUGAUGCGGUGAAGAUGAUGGAUCAGUAUCCGUAUUUACGGGGCUUACCCAUAAAGUCAUACGAGGACGCUCGUCCUCGAAUCCUGAUCGGACUAAAGCACGCCCAUGUCAGUCUUGUUCUGCAGUGUCGCGAAGGAAAGUUGGAACAGCCUAUAGCUAUUAAGACACGCCUGGGCUGGACUGUAUGCGGUGGAAGUGACAGUGAUAACGCACCGAGCAUGGUUCACCAUUCGUUCUACGUUGGAUCCCGCGAUGACCAUUCCGAUGAAGACCUGCACCAGGCCAUGAAGGAAUACUUCGCUCUCGAUAGUAUGGGAGUAGUGAAGUCGAGCGAAACUCUACUGUCUUCUGAAGAUCAACGGAGCUGUAGAAUGCUGAAAUCGUUAACUACUUUCAACGGCGAACGCUACGAGACAGGAUUGUUGUGGCGAUAUGAUGAUAUUCGCCUCCCAGAUAGUCGGCCAAUGGCGCUCCAUAGAUAUCGCCUGCUGGAAAAGCGUAUGGUCAAGGAUCCGGAACUCGCUAAAGCCUUGAGCCAAAAGAUAACAGACUAUACAACUAAAGGAUACAUUCGACAGUUGAGCAAGGAAGAAGAAGAUCAAUCCGUUUCACGUACCUGGUAUCUACCUGUGUUUCCGGUGAUAAACCCGAACAAGCCGGGAAAAAUAAGAAUCGUAUGGGAUGCGGCAGCCGCGAUCUUCGGGAUAUCACUAAACUCCGUUCUGUUGAAGGGUCCCGACCAACUGUGUUCACUUUUCUCCAUACUUCUGCAAUUUCGCGAACAUCCGAUUGGCCUCACAGGAGAUAUACGAGAGAUGUUCCACCAGAUACAGAUCCGGGAACAAGAUCAAGCCUGCCAGCGGUUCUUUUGGAGGGAUGAAUCUGGAGAAAUUGCCGUGUUCGAAAUGUGUGUCAUGACAUUCGGAGCGUGCUGCUCGCCUAGCAGUGCACAAUACGUCAAAAAUUUGAACGCAGAAAGGUUCGUUGAGAAGUAUCCUCAGGCGGUUGACGUUAUAAUCAAGAAGCACUACGUGGACGACAUGCUGGUGAGCGUGAAGACGGAGGAGGAGGCAGUCACUUUGGCAAAUCAAGUCAGAUAUGUUCAUUCCCAGGGCGGAUUCGAGAUUCGCAAUUGGAUAAGCAAUUCCCCAGCGGUUCUGCAGUCAUUGGGAGAGGAUGAUGUGAAAACGAAGAAUCUAGAUCUCUCAGCCGAAUUGGUGACGGAGAAGGUUUUGGGACUCUGGUGGUGCACUGAGAAGGAUUCGUUUACGUACAAAGUAGGGUGGACCCGCCACGACGAAGUGCUCUUAAAAGGACAACGGCGUCCUACGAAGCGAGAAGUACUACGGAUCCUAAUGUCAAUUUUCGAUCCCCUCGGCUUAGUCGCCCACUUUCUCAUCUACCUAAAAGUCUUGUUGCAAGAAAUUUGGCGGUCUGGAGCGCAAUGGGAUGAUGAAAUCAACGAUGCCUUGUUUUUGAAGUGGCAAUUCUGGUUACAAGUACUUCCCGAACUAGAAUGUGUAGAAGUACCACGAUGCUAUCAUAUUAAGAACUUCGUCGAUGGCCAAAUCGAGUUGCAUACGUUCGUUGACGCCAGUGAGAACGGGUUUGCUGCCGUAUCGUACAUCAGAUUUUCCUGCGAUGGCGAAACGGAAUGUACUAUAGUUGCAGCAAAAACCAGAGUCGCUCCUCUAAAAUUUCAGUCUAUUCCAAGACUUGAGCUGCAGGCCGCAAUCCUCGGAGUAAGACUAGCACAAACCAUCGCCGAUUCAUUGUCUAUCAAAGCAACUCGACGCUAUUUCUGGACCGAUUCUCGAGAUGUACUGUGUUGUAUCAACUCAGACCACCGUCGAUUCACACAGUUUGUGGCACAUCGUGUUAGCGAGCUACUUGACUCCACGGAAGCAACUGAAUGGCGCUGGGUGCCCACGAAGGAGAAUGUCGCGGACGAUGCCACGAAAUGGCAGGGAAAACCAGAUCUUCGUGCCAACAGCAGAUGGUUCAAUGGCCCCGAAUUCCUCGGAAGGAGUGAGUCCAACUGGCCACAGCAGAUUGAGAUCAAUAAUUCAACACAAGAGGAACUCCGGCCACAUACAGUUGCGCAUAUUUCAGCAGUGGUGCCGGCAAUCUGCGUGAAUGACUAUUCCAGCUGGAAGCGUCUUGUCAACGUAACUGGAUUCCUAUUUCGUUUUUCUGCAAACUGUCGACGUAAGUUGCACCAUAAGCCUAUCAACACUGGUCCAUUUUGCAUGAAGGAGAUGCGAGCGGCGGAAAACAGCCUAAUACGUGAAGCCCAACAGGAUGAAUUCUCCGAAGAGAUUGCUACCCUCAUCCAAGGACGACAGAUCGCACGAAGCAGUUCGCUUUUUAAAUCGACUCCGUUUAUCGACGAAAAUGGAGUAUUACGGAUGCGUGGCCGUAUUGCGGCCUGUGCAUUCAUUACUGAAGAAGCAAAGAAUCCCAUUAUCCUGCCCCGUGACCACCACAUAACCACUCUAAUCAUCAGCCACUACCACAGCAAGUAUCACCAUCUCAACCAGGAAACUGUGGUCAAUGAGCUACGCCAAAGAUUCUCAAUUUCUCGAGUACGUGUUUCCUGUGCCAAGGUGAGAAGGAAUUGUCAACGCUGCAAGAACGAUUAUGCCAAGCCAAGCGUUCCAAUAAUGGCUGAUCUGCCUGAUGCCAGAUUAGCGGCCUACACUCGACCCUUCACUCACGUUGGAAUCGACUAUUUUGGACCAAUGGAGGUCGCCGUAGGUCGCAGGGUCGAAAAACGAUGGGGCAUGCUGGCCACAUGUAUGACAACACGAGCAGUGCACAUCGAGAUAGCACACUCUCUUAGCUCAGAUUCUUGCGUGAUGGCCAUCCGUAACAUGAUAGCUCGCCGUGGUACACCUCGUUAUAUAUACUGCGACCGAGGUACCAAUUUUGUUGGCACAAGUAGAGAAUUGAGCCGCGUUGAAGAGGAGCUCGAUCUCGAAGCUAUUAUGCAGGAGUUCAUCAGUUCACAAACUGCCUGGUGUUUUAACCCGCCAAUGUCGCCCCAUAUGGGUGGGUGCUGGGAACGGCUUAUCCGUAGUGUGAAGAACAGUUUGAAAGCCCUGAAUCUGCCACGUCGACCAUCAGAUGAAGUUUUACGUAAUGCAUUGCUGGAAAUCGAGAACACGCUCAAUUCAAGACCUCUCACACAUGUAUCGAUAGCAGACAAUGCUGCUCCGGCACUCACCCCUAACCAUAUUUUGCUGGGAACAUCCAACGGGUCUAAACCACUCACCGUACUCGACGACAGUAGUACCAUCGUGCGUCAGUGCUGGCGUACGUCUCAGGUCAUCGCUAACCAAUUUUGGAGACGAUGGAUUGCUGAGUAUCUACCGGAAAUUACUAGAAGAACAAAAUGGUACAACUCUGAUUCAUUACCGGUAAAAGUCAACGACAUAGUAAUUAUUGUGGACUCGACAUUCCCUCGUAACUGCUGGCCGAAAGGGAGAGUGAUCGCAACCCGUCGCGGCCGAGAUGGAGAGGUGAGAUCAGCGACGGUGAGGACGGCUGCUGGUGUCUACGAAAGACCAGUGGUAAAGUUAGCUGUAUUGGAUGUUAGACGCGAGAAGCAGUAGCCGACCAGGAGAUCGGCGUACCGGGGGGAGUGUUGGCGAACCUCUCGUCGCCAGCGCGCACCUUCUAUACAGCGACCUUGCACCACACACACAUAUAAAUCAUACCGGGAUGGUAGGUAAUGACAGCAGUUGUCAACCGGUGAGUAGAGAAGAAAAAGAAUCAAAGCAGAAGCGAUAGUGAGUUUGCUAAAAUUGAUCCACUCCAAGUUCUAAUUAAUUGAUUAGUUUUUCUUCAAAAUUUGAAUAUUUUCUCGAUCAGUGUUUAAACCUUAGACCAGGUAACUAAAUAUUAUACAAAUAGUGAAUUAAAUUAUGAAUUACCUAUGCCGCUUAUACACUAGGUACAUUAAAGGUCCUAAGCACCAGCAGAUCAGUUGAGCAUAACCAUACACCUGAAUUGCAUUUAUGCAUCAACUGCAUCGGUAAGGAAUUAUAAGUAGAAUUUCUUCAAUCGCUAAUUAUGAACCUAAAAUCUAGUUUCCCGAGCCAGUGCCAACCCGACAUUGCAGACUACGACUAAAUUCGACUAGAAAAGGGACUAAACGUAAGUGACUUAGGCUAAGACAAUCAUUGACAUGCACAAAUCUACUUAACUUAAGCUAAACCCCAAAACUGCGUACGCAAAACGUAAGACUAAUAAUGUAUCUUUGUAUGAACUACUGUUACCCUCCAGGAAAAUUAUAACCUACCGAAUUACGACGUGAAGUUUCUGCGUUUCAUUCAACGGUGGUUAUAUUUACGGAAAUUAACCCUUGCAGUACCAGUACUUGUUGGUUCGGAAAAC
Aedes albopictus (Asian tiger mosquito) is the source of this 7591-nucleotide messenger RNA. RefSeq lists its product as uncharacterized. The record is from RefSeq and is a predicted model, not a curated record. Bases 721 to 6807 code for a protein of 2028 amino acids. The transcript has 2 exons. Gene Ontology annotation, biological process: DNA integration. Gene Ontology annotation, molecular function: nucleic acid binding. Lineage: Eukaryota; Metazoa; Arthropoda; Insecta; Diptera; Culicidae.